Molecule: messenger RNA, 908 nt
Organism: Myripristis murdjan (pinecone soldierfish)
Lineage: Eukaryota; Metazoa; Chordata; Actinopteri; Holocentriformes; Holocentridae
Product: nascent polypeptide-associated complex subunit alpha-like
Exons: 8
Coding region: 111-752 (213 amino acids)
Cellular component (GO): nascent polypeptide-associated complex
Source: RefSeq, a predicted model, not a curated record
AUAGACCGCAAACACGUCAGUGAAAGCGUUUUCCCUUUAAACGGUGCCGCAAAGCAUCCUGGGAGUUGUAGUUCCUUCACAGCGAGCUCGGGAAAACCCUCCGCCAGAAGAUGCCAGGUGAAGCUACAGAAGCUGUUCCUGCCCUGGAGCAGGAGCGCCAGCAGCCACGGGAAGACACAGGGUCUGAUACAGAUUCAGAGAGCGAUGAGUCAGUACCAGAGUUAGAGGACCAGGACCUGGGCCAGACACAGCAGGCAAAGCUUGCUGCAGCAGCAGAGAUUGAUGAGGAGCCAGUCAGUAAAGCAAAGCAAAGCAGAAGCGAGAAGAAAGCAAGAAAGGCUAUGUCUAAACUGGGCCUCCGCCAAGUGACAGGAGUGACACGGGUGACCAUCAGGAAAUCCAAGAACAUUCUCUUCGUCAUUCCCAAGCCAGAUGUGUACAAGAGCCCAGCAUCAGACACAUAUAUUGUGUUUGGAGAAGCUAAGAUUGAGGACCUUUCGCAACAAGCUCAACUGGCUGCAGCAGAGAAAUUCAAGAUGCAAGGUGAUGCAGUCUCAAAUAUCCAGGAGAAUACAAGUACGCCUACAGUACAAGAGGAGAGCGAAGAGGAAGAGGUCGAUGAGACUGGCGUGGAGGUCAAGGACAUUGAGCUCGUCAUGUCACAAGCUAAUGUGUCCAGGGCAAAGGCUAUCCGCGCUCUAAAGAACAACAACAAUGACAUUGUCAACGCCAUAAUGGAGUUGACCAUGUAGACCUGAUGCAAAAGUCUCGCUUUCCUUCCCCGGAGAAGAUUAAUUCACCAUAACAGACUGAGUGUUAAACUGAACAUUUCUGUCUCUCUUUGCUGUGUAUGUUUCCUUUUUUGCCAAUAAAAAUAUUUUCUGUGCACAUUUUUGUGCACAACCUCA